GCUCAGGGCCCUCGCAGUUGCCCUCUCUUUGGUCCCCCCGGCUCUGGGCUUCCCUUCCCCACCACAGCCAGUUCCCAUCGUAGCCGCCAGAGGGCGCCAGUUAGCGCCUAAAUCAGAUCGUGGCUCCUCAGCUCAGAACCCUUGCAGGGUUCUAUUCUUUUUAAAAAGUAAAAGUCAAGCGCUCACCGCAGCCCACAAGCCUGAUCAGCAUUACCCCUCCCCCUCACCUACCUGCCCUCACCUCCUCCCCGCUCUCUCCCUCUAUACCUCACUCUUCCUGGACUUACUAGGCAUGCUCCUACCUCAAGGUCUUUGCAUCUGCAGCGCCUCCAUCUGGUCUUCUUUUCCCCAGCUAUCCACAUGGCUCUUUCCCUCACCUUCAGGUCUGAAAUCAGAUGUCACCUCCUCAGGGUGGCCCUCCCUGACCUAUUUCAACGGCCUUCUUUUCCCAAGAGACUAUUACUUACCCCGUUUUAUCAGCUCCACGGUGUAUACCACUCUGAAAAUAUGUAAUUAUUGUCUUCUCCAGCCCUAAACGGUAGGCGUCCCGCAGCAGGAGGCACCCAACUUGCUCUCCACUUGGGCGCCUGGUACACAGUAGGUGCUCAGUAAAUGUUCGAUGACCUCUGUUAAGAACCUCCGACCGCGACUCUCGCUUCCCAGGCUCACCCACGUGGCAGCUGCCUCGUGAACUUUCCUCCAGCGCCCUUGCACUUGCUGUGUGCCAGGGCUGACUCAAUCUGGGCCGAAUGUGAUUCCUUCCUCACCCACCCCAUUUCCACGUUUUACUUUUUUCACGGUGCUUAAGACUAUCUAAAAUUAUUUAGUUGCUUUAAUGUGCGCUCCCCAGCGCCGGGAACGGUUCCUGCACACAGAGAGUGAAUGAAUGAAAUAAAGCGCUCAGCAGAGUAAGAGCUAAUAAAUACUUAUCGCAAGGUAGAACUCCCAACUGGGCGGCACCAACCCUGCCUCCCUUUCCCUCGGAGGUGCCGAGGUCGCGGAGCAACGCGCGCUACCCUGCCCCUGACCUUUCUCCUCUGGGUCAGUUAAACCGGCCCUCUUUCCCGCCCGCCCGGCGGCGUUUGAAAAACCGAAAACCCCGCCAUUGCCGGCGGUCCACCGGUCGCCACAGUUCGUCCAAUCAGAAACGGGCCCGCCCACGCCGGUGCGCGUAGCCUCCCUGGAGACGCGUUGCCAUUGGCUGCGGUGGCCUGGUGGGCGGGGCACUACAGGGUCGUGAGCCGUGCAAUGCGGCUGGGCUACAACGUAGCUAGUUCAUAAGAAAACAAAUCCUCGGCGUUUGGGGGCGGGGCCCCGAGCGCGCUGGCUCCGCCCCCUGGCGGCCAGCUCGGCUGCGGCGGCGGCGUCGGCUCAGAACAGACCCCGCCCGUCGAGGAGGAGGGAGGGUGAGUUGGGGGGAGACCCGGCCCCCAAGGGGCGGGCGCCGGGCCCGGCCCUGCGGGCCUCGGAGGGUUGGGCCCGGCUCCCAGCCCCUUGCUUCCCACCCCACCGGCUGACAGGGGGAGGAGCCGGCCGGGAGGGCGGGGGUCGCGCAGGAGCCCCGGACGGGCGAGUCGGAUCGGGAGCCUCGCGCAGGCCCGGGACGCUGCGGGAGGGCGGUUCGGGCCAGCGCCGGUGCGCUCCCCCGCACUGACCGCGUCGGGGUGGGGCGGGGGGCUUCGCAGGCCGCGAGUAUCGACAUGCUGCUGGAGGAGGCCGGCGCCGGCGACCGGCUGAGCGGGGCGGCGGCCCGGGGAGACGUGCAGGAGGUGCGCCGCCUUCUGCACCGAGAGCUGGUGCACCCCGACGUCCUGAACCGCUUUGGCAAGACGGCGCUGCAGGUCAUGAUGUUUGGCAGCCCCACCAUCGCCCUGGAGCUCCUGAAGCAAGGUGCCAGCCCCAACAUCCAGGACGCCUCCGGCACCACUCCAGCCCAUGAUGCAGCCCGCACUGGAUUCCUUGACACCCUGAAAGUGUUGGUGGAGCACGGAGCUGAUGUCAAUGCACCCGACGGCACCGGGGCGCUCCCCAUCCAUCUGGCAGUGAAAGAGGGCCACACGGCUGUGGUCAGCUUCCUGGCUGCCGAGUCUGAUCUCCAUCACAGGGACGCCAGGGGGCUCACACCUCUGGAGCUGGCACGGGGGAGAGGGGCUCAGGAUCUCAUGGACAUACUGCAGCAGCACACGGUGGCACCACUGUGAUUUGGGGCCACCCACUCCGGCAACAGGAUCCGGCUGGGUUCUGUGUCAGAAGAGGAGAGAAGAAACACUUUCUCCCUUUGUUCCUCCUGCCCACUGCCGAGGGGCACCAGUUUGUGGCUUGUUGGUGUUGAUUUCUGGGGUGUGUGUGUUUGAGGUGCAUUUCUCAUUUUUUUUUUUCUCACCCCUUUUGGUGUGUUGGGCAGAGAAGGGCUUCUGCAGGCAACAGCCACCUAAACGGUUCAGUUUCCUCCACGCCCCAGGCUGCUGGGGCUACAGGCGAGUCCCAAGGGCAGAGCGUUUAAAGCCCCAGCCCUAGAGUGAGGUCAUCGCUUCCAAGGCUCCUGGAACCUGUCGACCUUGGCCGGCUGUACCCAGAGAGAGACCUCAAGUGUGCACACUGCUUUCCGGCAUGGGGGAGGGGGGAGUGUUCCAAAUCAAUGAAAGGGUAGUAUGAGUUCAUUCAUAUUUUGUUGAAAGCUUGGUUUUCAGUCCCUUGUACAGCGUUAAAGAAAAAAAAGUCUAUUUAUUAAGCUUUAUGGAAAAAAUUGUGUGUGUAAUUUAAUGUUUUUACCCAUUAAAUUAAGACUUGUGCAUGAUCA
Messenger RNA from Hippopotamus amphibius kiboko, 2800 nucleotides. It is a transcript of the gene CDKN2D, whose product is annotated as cyclin dependent kinase inhibitor 2D. The transcript has 2 exons. Gene Ontology annotation, cellular component: nucleus. The coding region runs from base 1701 to 2201 and encodes 166 amino acids. Gene Ontology annotation, molecular function: protein kinase binding; cyclin-dependent protein serine/threonine kinase inhibitor activity. The record is from RefSeq and is a predicted model, not a curated record. Gene Ontology annotation, biological process: negative regulation of cell population proliferation; regulation of cyclin-dependent protein serine/threonine kinase activity. NCBI's taxonomy places the organism in Eukaryota, Metazoa, Chordata, Mammalia, Artiodactyla, Hippopotamidae.